CAAAACUCCGCCCUGCCUGUCGUUUCCAGUGCCCUAGAAGGUUUGGGAUUAGGUCGGGCAUGUCCCCCUACAGGCGGACUUGUGGCCAAAAAUAAGAAAUAGUCAGAACAUGCUCAAGAAUUGCCCAGACCAGUCAAAGAAUAGUCCCCAGACCAUUCUUCUGGACUGUUUGGGAGUUUUCCUUCAGGAGGGACACGCCCGACUCGCGUUUGGGAGGUGGGGGCCCCUUCCACUCGGAGCCCUUCGACGCCUCGGCCUUCGUGCCCGAGCCGCUGCCUUCAGCGGCGAGGCCCUGGGCCAGGGCCGCUUCGGCCGCUCGGGCGCCGUGCCCGGCCACGAGCUGGCGGGCCUGUGGCUGCCCCUCGUGGACCUCGUGGAGCUCUGCCCCGACGCCGAGGCCGCGGCGGGCGGCGCCGGCAGGGCGGAGGGCCGUGCCGCGUGCGCGGGCGCGAGGGUCGCGCUGCACCCGUGCCGCGGGCCGGAGGCGCGGGUGGAGGUGCGGGGGCGCGGCGCGUACGCGGCCGUGCGCUGCUGCUGGCACGCCGAGGGGGCGGGCCCGGAGACCGCGCA
Molecule: messenger RNA, 570 nt
Organism: Prorocentrum cordatum
Lineage: Eukaryota; Dinophyceae; Prorocentrales; Prorocentraceae
Source: the annotation of a GenBank genome assembly